AUGCACUUUAAUCUAUGUCAAAUCGCGCGCUUGCACGCGUCGUGGUUGCCCCGGGUCACGAUUUACAAAGUGCUUCUGCAGCCACACAACCUAAAGAUCUUGCGGGACUCUUUGUGGCACUUGAACGACAAAUCAUCUGGCGGCCGAGUUGUCUGCAUGGCCCAACGAGGAGCUCUUCUUCGUCACAGCCGACCCCUCCUUUCGCCUGGCCACGUUGAGAGUGCCGCCGCCCAGACCAGCCGGGCGCAACUGACUGUUUUGAAUGCUAGCGCGUUUGCGGGCUACGCUAGAGAUAUCAUACAGCUCUUCGCUGACGCUCCAGAGCACAUUUCUCAUCAUGAACUUCUGGGAGAUUUAUACCAGAGGCAUCCCGAUGGUCGUGUGACUAUUGACGCCAACUGCUCGCUGUUUCACCGUUAUCGAUCUGCGUAA
This is a messenger RNA of Besnoitia besnoiti, 432 nucleotides long. RefSeq lists its product as uncharacterized. NCBI's taxonomy places the organism in Eukaryota, Apicomplexa, Conoidasida, Eucoccidiorida, Sarcocystidae. The transcript has 3 exons. The record is from RefSeq and is a predicted model, not a curated record. Bases 1 to 432 code for a protein of 143 amino acids.